This is a messenger RNA of Mollisia scopiformis, 1852 nucleotides long. Its product is annotated as Trimethyllysine dioxygenase. NCBI's taxonomy places the organism in Eukaryota, Fungi, Ascomycota, Leotiomycetes, Helotiales, Mollisiaceae. Bases 188 to 1615 code for a protein of 475 amino acids. Gene Ontology annotation, biological process: carnitine biosynthetic process. The transcript has 10 exons. Gene Ontology annotation, cellular component: mitochondrion. The record is from RefSeq and is a predicted model, not a curated record. Gene Ontology annotation, molecular function: iron ion binding; trimethyllysine dioxygenase activity.
ACAACUUAAAGUUUAUGUGAAAGAAGUUGCAAACCUUUCGAAAAUAGAUCGUCAUUUGUGUUUUCGCUCUGGACCAAAAUACAAAUAAUUGUGCAUCUAAGCGGCCGCCCGCCUCGGAUAUGAAUCAUACGACUUUCCAACAUCCUCCUCCUCAAGUCACCUAACUUGAACACCGCAAUUGGACAAAAUGAAUACUGGUGUUCGACGUCUGUAUGGCGUCUCAAGAAGUCUCCCACGGCCCUUCAGACGUUCGAUAGCAACAGGGGCUAGCGCCUCGGAGACAGCGACCAAUGAGCCUGUCAAAGCCACUCCUAAAUUUGAGCCUAAAGCUGAAGACUCACCAACAAAGGUUCACGAGAAUCUAGACAAGCGAUAUGAAAUUGGAGGUCGAUUAGAAUUUGGUCCAGAUCCCUUAGAUAGGCAUGAUGAGAAGGGAUUACUAAAAUGGGGAGCUUGGGGUGUCCCGAUCAAGCUUGAAACUGCAAAGGGUGGAAGCGUUACCACUGCUUCGAACUUUUGGCUUAGGGAUAAUUGCCGUUGUGAUAAAUGCAUCAACCAAGAUACUAUGCAGAGAGCAUUUGAUACCUUCUCAAUUGAUUCAGAUAUCAUACCAGAAGAAGUGAUCACGGAGAAAGACGGUCUCAAAGUGAAAUGGGCCGAGGAUGGGCAUGUCAGCAAGUAUGAUUGGGAUUGGCUCAUAAAGCAUAGGAGUAAUCCUUUGCCUGGUUAUAUGGAUAAAGAAAAGAAGUUGAAUAGACAUACAUAUUGGGGAGCUGAAAUUUCCUCGAACCCUCCUUCAGUUCACUAUGACGAGAUUAUGGGCGAUGAAAAUGGCGUGGGGGCAUGGACAGACAAAAUUCGAGAGUAUGGAUUUUGUUAUGUUGAUGGAUGUCCUGUCUCUCCAGAGAAGACGCAAGAGCUUCUAGAGCGAAUCGCGUUCAUUCGUGUGACACACUACGGCGGCUUCUACGACUUCACUGCGGACCUCACCAUAAAAGAUACAGCUUAUACCAAUCUCGCUCUGCCAGCUCAUACAGACACAACUUACUUCACUGACCCAGCCGGGCUUCAGAUGUUCCACUUACUAUCCCACACCGAUGGAUCUGGUGGCGCUUCUCUUCUCGUUGAUGGAUUCAACGCUGCUCGCGAGUUGGAGAAGGAAUCUCGAGCUGCAUACGACAUUCUUGCUAAGACUCCCAUAAGCUGGCAUGCGAGCGGCAACGAAGGCGUUACCAUUACUCCCGCCAAGAAAGUGCCCGUUCUCAAUUUCCAUGAUGUGGUUGAGAAGAAAGUACCGAACUUGAUGCAGGUGAGGUGGAAUAACGAUGAUAGAGGUGUGGUAGCAUUGAGAGAAGAUCAUGGUAUGGGCGCCGAGAAGUGGUAUAGCGCAGCGAGGAAGUGGAAUGCGAUCUUGAAGAAGAAGGAUAUGGAGUAUUGGGCACAAUUGGAGCCUGGUCGACCAUUGAUCUUUGACAAUUGGAGGGUGUUGCACGGGAGAUCUGCGUUUACGGGCAAGAGAAGAAUUUGUGGUGGCUAUAUCAACCAUGACGAUUACGUCUCCAGAUGGCGGAACACGAAUUCCUCAAGGGAAGAAGUCCUCAAGCAAAUAUUGUGAGCUCAGAUGCAUGACACAACAAGCAUGGAACCUAGGUGUCAAGGGGAAAAAAGUCUGCGUCAUAAGUCUGGACUAGGGCAUGCUACUUAAUACCUAGAAACAUACUUCAAUUCCAAAGGUGUAGAAUGUUGAUAUUUCGUGAUGCAAAUGAAAGCAGACCAGUAGUCAUCUUGAAAUUAGAGAAUUGGAAUGGGGAAAGUUCUUCCAUUAGACGUGUCUAGAGCGAAAGAAACGGAG